Messenger RNA from Dromiciops gliroides (monito del monte), 10881 nucleotides. It is a transcript of the gene GTF3C4, whose product is annotated as general transcription factor IIIC subunit 4. The transcript is spliced from 5 exons. Gene Ontology annotation, cellular component: transcription factor TFIIIC complex. Gene Ontology annotation, molecular function: histone acetyltransferase activity; protein binding. Gene Ontology annotation, biological process: transcription initiation at RNA polymerase III promoter. NCBI's taxonomy places the organism in Eukaryota, Metazoa, Chordata, Mammalia, Microbiotheria, Microbiotheriidae. The record is from RefSeq and is a predicted model, not a curated record. The coding region runs from base 81 to 2594 and encodes 837 amino acids.
GGGGCGGCUGCGGCGGCGGCUGCGGCGGCUACGGCGGGAGUUAGCGCGUCCCCGGCUCGGGCCUUACUGCUCCAAAGAAGAUGUCGGUGUCCGACGAGCCCCGGGUGAUGUCCACGGCGGAUGAGGCUGAGCCGCAAGAGGAGGAGGAGGAGGAGGAGGAAGAAGAAGAAGAGGAAGAGGAAGGAGAAGGGAAGAAGAAGGAGAAAGAGCCCGCGGCUGCCGCUGCGGCUCCAGGGACUCCCGGGGCGGCGGGGCCCAGCGCCGGCUUCGGGCUGGUGGCGACGCGGCGGGAGCCGGCCGUGAAGCUGCAGCACCCCGUUAGCGGCCUGGAGCCGCUCUCCUGGUCCGAGGACCACCGGGUGUCGGUCUCCACCGCCCGCAGCAUCGCGGUGCUGGAGCUCAUCUGCGACGUGCACAGCCCCGGCCAGGACCUGGUCAUCCAUCGCACCUCGGUGCCCGCCCCGGCCAACAGCUGCCUGCUCAAAGUUGGUUCAAAAAAGGAGGUUGCUGAAUGUAAGGAGAAAUUUGCCACCUCUAAGGACCCCACAGUCAGUCAGAGCUUCAUGCUAGAUAGGGUGUUCAAUCCUGAAGGAAAAUCUUUGCCACCAAUGAGAGGAUUCAAGUACACCAGCUGGUCCCCAAUGGGCUGUGAUGCUAACGGGAGAUGCCUGUUGUCAGCAUUAACCAUGGACAAUCGAUUGACCAUCCAGGCUAACCUCAACAGACUGCAAUGGGUACAGCUGGUUGAUCUAACUGAGAUCUAUGGAGAGCGCCUUUAUGAAACCAGCUAUAAGCUCACCAAAAAUGAGGCCCCUGAAGGAGAUCUUGGGGACUUUGCUGAGUUUCAGAGGAGACACAGCAUGCAGACACCAGUACGGAUGGAAUGGUCAGGCAUCUGCACCACCCAGCAGGUCAAGCACAAUAACGAAUGCCGUGAUGUCGGCAGUGUUCUUCUGGCGGUCCUUUUCGAAAAUGGAAACAUUGCAGUGUGGCAGUUUCAGCUCCCAUUUAUUGGCAAGGAAUCCAUCUCUUCGUGCAACACCAUUGAAUCAGGGAUUACCUCUCCUAGCGUUUUGUUUUGGUGGGAGUAUGAACACAACAAUCGAAAGAUGAGUGGGCUUAUUGUGGGGAGCGCUUUUGGGCCUGUUAAAAUUCUUCCUGUUAACCUCAAAGCAGUUAAAGGCUACUUCACAUUAAGGCAACCUGUUAUUCUAUGGAAAGAAAUGGACCAGUUGCCAGUGCACAGCAUCAAAUGUAUUCCUCUUUAUCAUCCUUACCAGAAAUGUAGUUGUAGCUUGGUGGUGGCUGCUAGGGGAUCCUAUGUGUUUUGGUGUCUUCUUCUGAUAUCCAAAGCAGGUCUGAAUGUCCAUAAUUCCCAUGUCACAGGACUUCAUACAUUACCAAUUGUUUCCAUGACCGCAGACAAACAAAAUGGUACAGUAUACACAUGCUCAAGUGAUGGAAAGGUGAGGCAGCUGAUUCCCAUUUUUACAGAUGUCGCAUUAAAGUUCGAGCACCAACUGAUUAAACUAUCAGAAGUAUUCGGCUCAGUGAGGACUCAUGGGAUAGCAGUAAGCCCUUGUGGUGCAUAUCUAGCAGUUAUCACAACUGAGGGCAUGAUCAAUGGUCUCCACCCUGUUAACAAGAACUACCAGGUUCAGUUUGUGACUCUAAAGACAUUUGAGGAGGCAGCAGCUCAACUCCUAGAAUCUUCAGUUCAAAACCUCUUUAAGCAAGUAGACUUAUUAGACCUGGUACGCUGGAAGAUUUUAAAAGACAAACACAUCCCUCAGUUUUUACAAGAAGCCUUGGACAAAAAGAUUGAAGGUUCUGGGUCCACUUACUUUUGGCGUUUUAAACUUUUCCUCUUGCGGAUUUUAUACCAGUCAAUGCAGAAAACCCCCUCAGAGGUCUUAUGGAAGCCCACCCAUGAGGACAGCAAAAUCUUAAUAAGUGACUCUCUUGGGCUGGGCCAUGCUGAGGAGGAACAACAGGAAGAAGGAACUUCUUUCAAACAAAUAAGCAAGUCAGGUUGUCAUGAGAGAAACAAAGAAAGAGAUGCUGAAGAUCUACCUGAUAGCUCACCCAUCCAGUCUGGAGAUGCAGGUCGUGAGCCAAUGGAAGAAAAGCUCCUUGAAAUCCAAGGAAGAAUUGAAGCUGUUGAAAUGCACUUAACUAGGGAGCAUAUGAAGAGAGUCUUGGGGGAAGUAUACCUGCACACAUGGAUCACGGAGAACACUAGCAUCCCCACCAGAGGACUCUGUGAUUUUUUAAUGUCUGAUGAAGGCUAUGACGACAGAACAGCUCGGGUACUCAUUGGGCACAUUUCAAAGAAGAUGAACAAACAAACUUUCCCUGAACACUGUAGCUUAUGUAAAGAGAUUUUACCAUUCACAGAUCGUAAGCAGGCAGUUUGCUCCAAUGGACACAUUUGGCUUCGGUGCUUUUUAACCUACCAGUCCUGCCAGAGUUUGAUAUACAGAAGGUGUUUGCUUCAUGACAGCAUUGCACGGCAUCCAACUCCAGAAGAUCCUGACUGGAUAAAGAGGUUAUUGCAAGGCCCUUGCCCAUUCUGCGACUCCCCUGUUUUCUAAAUGACAGUCAUGCGAAGAUGAAGAAUGCAAUUGUUUUGCUAUAGAAAACUUCUUUUUCUUGGAAGAAAAAAAAGCACAGGAGUAAAUUUUGCCUGUAUAAGAGAAGAGAUGCUGUCCUUAUUCCUAUAAAUAGGACAUUGGAAACUCAGAUUUUAGAGGCUUAGUUCCCUCUUUGUCUUGAGAAGUGGAAGUACAUCUUUUUUUUUUUUAAUAUUUCUGGAUAAUGAGGAUUUGCUAAAGCAGUUUUGAGGUGACUACAAGCCCCUCUUACCCAAUGGGAACUCUCAUUUGGCAUGUGUCUUUUGAUGGAAGACAGCCUGGACAAUAACCAUCUCCUACUAUUUCUGGAAGCCAGAUGGCUUCUUCCGACCAGCUUGGGAAAGCACCUCUUCUUAGGCCAAGUCAGACUGGCCCCUUCUCUUGUCUGGAGUCGUCUCCUGGAUCUGGAGAGAGUUUCUGAUGGUUGGCUUUCCACAAGUCGUAGCACCCAGUAUACUGUCGAAUGUUGAAGUAUCCUAAACUAUGUACAGUUUUGUUUUUUCUUAGCAAGUGGCCUGCAUGCCUGCUGUAGCCCUUCUGAGGAAACAGAAAUUAGCCUUUUAGUUCUUGUUUUCUCACAAAAUGAAUGAAACAUCAUCCUUUGCCUUUUAUGGUAAUACUGUGUUGAGACCAAAAGACUAAAAUUGGUUUUGCUGUGCCAAAUGAGGAUCAGUUGGAUGGGGCUCUUAUUGGUUAAUACUCAUAUAUAACAUUUUUUAAUUAGCUAUUCCUUCCAUAUAAUCUGAUCACAUUAACCAACUCUUAAAAAUAUAUGAGGAUUCCAAGUAUUCAGGAUUCCCUCUUUCAUCCCUCUUUGGUUUUGAAGUAAAUUUAUUUAAUUGCUUAUAUUUUAGGCUCUUUGUUUUCUUUUGAAAGAAAGGAAAGAAAACCACUAUUGUAUUAACAUUAUUUAUAGUAUUUUUAAUUGUGUGCAUUUCUAAGGAAACUUUUAGAAUCCAAGAAGGGGGUGUAAUAAAGAUGACCAUAGAGAAUUCCUGAAAAAGGCAAGGCAGCUAAGAAAUGGGAACCCUUGUCGGGGUUGCACUGAUGCCAAAUGUAUGUUCAGUCUAAUUGAACAGAGCCAGGGAACUUGUAUCAGAUGCAAAAUUUCUGUAUCCUUCUAACAUACACCAGGGUAAUAAAUUAAUACUUGCCCUUGUUAAAACUAGAAAUGGGCAUUCUGGAAUUGUUUGGGGCUUGGAAUGUGAAUUGAAUCCUUGGCUCUGGACUUAGUCCAUAAUUCAGUUAUCUCGAGAUGGCUAGUACUUGUGUGGAAAGAUGGAUGGGAACAGUAAACAUUUAUUUCUUCAGUCAGAUGCUGUUUUCAAUAUUGUUACUUGUUUCCAUUGUAAAUCCCAUUUUUUCUUCCUCCAGUUGGAUCCAUGGUGGACUAUCUAAUUUUGGUAAUUAGAUUUAGUCCUACAGUAUUGUUUUUAGCUAUAAAGCACUACAGAUUAAUGUUCUGUAUCCAUCUUGGCUAAUCUGUGUCAGAGAGUAGAGCACUUGAGGCAUCCAAGGCAAUAUCUCCAGAGGCAAAAAGAUCCCCAGGCUACCCCUCUGCCUGGCAAACUAGAUUUCAAUUCCUGGCCUUGAUCUCUUGCACAUUGAACUCUUCUCCUUGUCUUUGUCACUUUGGGGGAAGGCCUAAGAAUAAUGCUUAUUACUAAGGCUUCAGGGUCUUAAACAAUGUGGUGAUUCACAGAAGAGAGAGCUGGGUAGCAGCAAAGUUCUUAAAAAAUACAAAUUUUGAGAAAACAGUAGUGUGGCUGAAGUUGUGCCUAUAGUAUUUUUUUUUUUCACUUGGCCACGGUAAGAAUCAUGUUAAUAAGGGAAUGAAGACAGACUAUGGCCAGAAAUCCCUCAAGUCUUAUUUGUUUGGGGCAAACUGGUUUAUUAGUAAGUGGCCAGUUCUUACCAUAAUCAUCAAGUGCCAUUUAAAAUUUUAACAUUAAUUUUUAUUUAAGAUGUCUCUUGUUGUCAUUGUAUUUAAUGAAUUAUGUUUUCUUGAGGACAAAAAAGCAAUUCAAAGAGGGUCUCGAGUUCCUUUGUAUGUCUUUUUAGGAAGGCAUUUUGGAAGUUUUCUUCCAGAGAUACCUCAAACAAACUGACCAGAUCAUAGCAUUAAUUCUCCUUCAAUGGAUUCUCUCAUGAGAAUCUUGCCUCAUCUGGGAAGCCUGUCCCAAGGAAAUGUUGAAUUGUGGGGAUGAAAGCGAAAGUUUGAGUUAAUAGUCUACCCUCACUUAGCAUCAUAGUGAUCUCAUGCUAGUAAAUAUGUUCUCUUCUGAGGCUCAGCUUACCCCCACUGUAUCAGUAAGGGGCAAACUGACAUGGCUGCCUUGUCUUUGGGCUUGUUUUUGAAUUCUUAAAUCAGUGAAACCUUUGAAAAUGAAUGUCUGGGUGAACCCAAACAUUGACCUGGAAUAUUGAUCAUAUAUGUCAAAUUGUUUACAGAGAAUGUGAGAAGUUUAUAGAACCUUAGUUCAUAAAAACAAACCUGUUGUAUGUGGUUGUGCUAGAAUCUGGCUCAAAUAUGACUGUAUAAUAACUGUAUUUCAGCACCGAAGAAGGUACUGGAGGUGAUAACUGCCGCAUUGCAUUUAAAGUGCACUAGCAAAGAUGACACAAAACUAGACCUUUCAGUUGAAACACUGUUGCAUUUUGGGAGUCUGAUAUCCACGUAUGUAUCACAUUUUCUCUGCCUGGGGUUAAUUUGUCCCUAUUAUGCUAGAUAAGUAAUUGAUAGCUUGUUAUGCUUGAUAUUCAUUCUGAAAUCCUCAUGUGUCCACCACUCAGACUUCAAGCAAGCUCUACCUACUAUUAUAUCUGCCAAAACUACCAAUUAUUUUUCAUUGUCAGAAGUUAUUAGAACCAUUGACUAUGCUAGUGGUUGAAUGUGACAUUUUCUUCCUCUCCCCCUAAGUAGUUUAUCAGAAUGUUAAUGUUGUAGCAUGUGGGUUGGAUAUAUUAGCAAACUUAACAGGUUAAUUAGGUUAAAACAAUGUAAAGGGAUAAUGAUUAAAUAUUAAAUUGUAUUCUAUUAUAACUGUAAUGGCCUCAGAUAAGACUAUAAGGAGGGUGACACUUAACUAGUGCUUGUUAAGAGACCUAAACUGAAAUGAUGGAUUUGUAGAACAUCUGCUCAGAUUGUAGCAGUUGUACUAUCUGGUGCAUUGACAGUUGAUUCUUCCCUGGAUGAACUAGUGCCAUUGAUUGAUUUCCAAAAGGAGCUAUGUCCAUCUCGCCUACUGCUGAUUCCCCCUGCCCUUUUCUCCUUUCUUCCAAAGAAGAAUUCCUUAAUUUUUAGGUUUGGGGGUCAAUGCAACACACAUUCAUAAAGCUAGCUAGAUAAUUUUCAAUUUUUUUUUAUAUGACACAAGGAGAAUUUCAAAAAUGAAAUCACAUAAUAAAAGUUCUCCCCCCUUUGAAAAACUAUAAUUCACUAGCAAUAUUUCCUUAUUAAUAAUUUAAAUAUUCUCUAUUUCUCUUCAAAACAUGGCUUGAUGUGUUACCCUUCCCUGGAAUAUUUCUAUUUUAAUUGGGGACAAUAUUUACACUAAAAAGAAUGAAAUUUCAGUCAAAUUGCAGUCAUCAGGGCCAACCCAGGGUGGGAGCUCUUCCUUGUUUGGUUACUAAUCAUAAUCCUAAAGGUAGUUCCUAUCGCAGGACAGUUCCUACUGGUAGCCAGUGGACUAAAACAUUAUCCCUUCAAAAAGUGAUUAUGGGUUUAGGUUGAGCCUCUCCUUCCAUAACAAAGGAGUAGGAAGAAAAGAUAGAGUAAAAAUGUAAAUAUGCAAUUGAUUAUUAUAAAUCCCUAAAUGAAGAAUUUGUGCAAGAAUAGAUAACGGGGUGGGGGGGGUGCAGCUAGGUACUGAAGUGGAUAAAGCACCAGCCCUGGAUUCAGGAGGACCUGAGUUCAAAUCUGGUUUCGGACACUUGACACUUACUAGCUGUGUGACCUUGGGCAAGUCACUUAACCCUCAUUGUCCAACCAAAAAAAAUAUAUAACCAAGAUGGGAUUUCUUCAAGAAUCUAAUCUAGUGAUACCUAAGAUCAGAAUUGCAAAGAAUUAAGCUUCCUUUGGUAGAAUAAAGGAGCACACAUUAAAAAGAAUAGAAGAUGGGGCAGCUAGAUGGCACAGUGGAUAGAGCACUAGCCCUGGAGUCAGGAGUACCUGAGUUCAAAUUUGGCCUCAGACACUUAACACUUACUAGCUGUGUGACCCUGGGCAAGUCACUUAACCGCAAUUGCCUCACUUAAAAAAAAAAAAAAAGAAUAGAAGAUUCAAGAGGAUACAUCUGAAGUGUUGAAAUGUAAGGCACAGGGGAAAAGUUGGCCAGAGUAGCCGAAAAUGGGAUAAAUACAAUUGGGUGAUGAAUCAGAAGAGCCUCUAAGGAGCCCACAUUUAACUAAGCCAGGAAGAAUUUAGGACAGGACAUCCUAGGAAAAGCUAGGGGGACACCAGCUGAGUUGGCAAGGAAGAUGUUUCCCAAAGUUAGCUCACCAACUAGAAGCCAAGUAUUGAGUUUCAACUGGGCUCUGAAAUAAGCACUGAAGGUGCAAAGAGCCUUGGAUUUGGUGGGAUGGGACUCUCUGGGCCUCAGUUUCUUCAUCUGUAAAAUGAGGAGAUUGGAUUAGAUAACUUCUAAAGUCCCUCCUGUCUAGAAAUAUACAACCCCUUGAAGCCCUUAAAAGUAAUCUUCUUGUACUAGUGUACUUGAUAAACUGUGCAACUGGCUCCUACCUCCAGGUAGGAAAUACUGGCUUUUUCUCUUCUAUCUCUUCAUGACAGUAAACAAUUACUAUAAAGUUUUUAAAGGAUAAUUUUGACAUCAACAGCCUUAACUUUGCUUACAUCCUGAAACUAACCUUGUAGUGUCCCUCCUGCCUACACAAAAAGUAUGUUCCCUCCCUUUCCCCCAUGGCUUCAGAAGCUAGACUAAACAGAUAACCAAUUAAAAUGACUUUUUACAACUUUCCUGCUUUGAAUUUUUUAAAGGUACCAGCACCUCUAAGUCAUCACAUGACUUCCUUAAAUGAUUAUGUAUUUAUCUUAGUGCCCUGCUUUCCUUGGUACUGGUGACUUGGUAAAUAGUUCAAGAAUCUAAUCAUAUCCCCCAAGAGAUUACUGGAUUAAAAAUUAGCUAUCUAGAAAAAAUAGAUAGCUAUCUAUAAUAGCUGCUAAACGAUCCAACAGAAAUUAAUGGAAUUUAUUCAUUAUUAGGUAAUAGUCUCACGUUUAGAAUAUUAGUAUAGUUCAGACUUUCAUAGAGGCAGAACUGGCCUGUUGUAAAGCUGAAACAGUAUUUUUUAGGUCAGUGUGAAUUGCUUCAAGGCUGAUAACUACAAUCCCAUCCAUUCCCGCCCCCCUCCCCCAUAAUUUGUUCAUUGUGAAUGUCCUUUAAAAGUAUGUGAAGCCAGGGGGCAACUAGGUGGCACAAUGGAUAAAGCACCGGCCCUGGAUUCAGGAGGACCUGAGUUCAAAUCUAGCCUCAGACACUUGACACUUACUAGCUGUGUGACCCUGGGCAGGUCACUUAACCCUCAUGGCCAGCCCCGCACUCCCCCAAAAAAGAAGUAUAUGAAGCUAUACUUUAAGGGGUAGAAUUUAGAGUUCUGCUAAUGUCAGAGUCAGAUGCGUAAGUAAAGUGUCACCAAUUUGAGGAAGACUGAAGAUUCUCAGGACUGCUAGCUCCUUUAUGGGAAACAGAUACAAAGUCAGUACUUUAGGCCCCUCAUGUCCCUCUGCCAGCCACCUUUAUCUUUUCCAAAAUAGUGAUCGCUGUUGUUUCUAUAGUGCUUCUAGGUUUGCAAAGCACUUUAAAUCCAUCACCUCAUUUGAUUCUCACAAUAGCCCUGGGACAUAAGUGCUAUUCUUAUCCCUAUUUUAUAGAUGAGGAAAUUGAGGAUUAGAGAUUAAGUGACAUGUCCAGGGUGGUACAAAGCUCCUGAAGUGGGACUCAAAUUCAGGUAUUCUUGACUCCUAGUCCAACCCUCUGUCCAUUUGGCCAGGUCUUAAAUAAUAUGUUCUUGAAAAUUCUUGUGUCAAUUUAAUUUUUAUAAAUAAAAAUUCUUAAGUUCUGUAGGGGAAAUAGAUAUAUAUGUAAAAGAGCUCUGUGAUUAAUCCUUUUAUGAUAUGAGUACUAUUACUUGCUUUCUGUUUUAAAUUCAGGUUUUUUAUCUUGGGUUUUCUUCAAGUAUUCAGGGAUACUUUGACAUUUUAAUCCAGAGGAAGGCCUCCUGACAUUGGUGAUUCACUGGGACAGUUCUUGCCUCUCAGGAAAGAGACUUCCAUCUGAUUUUCUGACAAUGUAAAAAUAGCAAGUAUGAGCUUUCGAUUACAGCUUUUUGUGGGAACUUUCUGGGGGCUGAGAGUUCAUAGGUUUAUUUGGGUAGAAUUGGGAGAAAAGACAGAUCCAACAGUUGCCUUAUAAAUUCACUUGGAUUUUCUGUGCCCAGUUUCAUUGUAAAUGGGGAAUGUGCCCAUCUGUUCACAUCCCAAGUUUGUUGUGAAAAUAACGGUCAAAACAAUUAAUUAUAUAAAGGUCUUGAAAAUUGUAAAGUGUUAUACAGAUAUAAGGUAUUAUUUAAUCAUAUAAUUUUAGUGCUAGAAGACUCAUAAAAAGUUAGAAUGGAGAGGAACCUCAAAGAUCAUUUAAUUCAAUGGCCCCUUCAUUUUAAAGAAGAGGAGGCAAUUGGCCAGCUCCAAACAACUGAGGUAAUUGGUUUGAGAAUUAAACUUUGAGAUUGGGUUUGAAUCUUAUGUUAAUUUUAAAAUACAAAAUAGCUCACUUAACUGUGUUGGAAUCCCAGCACUGCAAACUUCUUAAAGUAAAAAAGUUCCAGAGUUUGCCUCUUGCCAGCAACUAAGUUUAACUGGAGCUCUGCAGUUUCACACCUUACCACCAUCUUAUAAAAAACAGACUUGCUGUAUGUAUACCCCUGGAAGCAGGGAAAGGGCAUGUUAAUUAGUUAAGGGGAAGUGGGACUGGUGAAUGUUUUUAUAUUGUUUUAUAAGGUGCUUAUAAGUUGGACCAGAUAAAGAGUAGGCACCCCCAAAAUGUCUUUGGUCAUUAAAUUUAGAGGCACUAGAAAGAGUCUGGAUUUGACAUUGGAAGACCUGGGUUCAAUUCCCAGCUCUUCUACUGACUGGGUAAUUGAGAGGAAGCCAUUUCCCCGUGUAAAUUCUGUUUCCUCUUUUGCAAAAUGAGAGGGUGGACUAGACAGCCUCUGAGGUCCCUUUGAGCUUGAAAGCCUGUGAUCCCAUAAACCUUAUUUGGAAUCAUGAAGAAUGUUCUAUCAAUUACACUUGUGUGUUUGACCAAUUUGUGUUUGACACAAAUGUUCUUUCACAAGCAAGAAAGAAAGGUAAACACCAAAAUCCUUGAAGGUAUAUGACAGUUUAGAAAAACUAGUCUGUAUGUAUAUAGAAAUAUAUAAUGGAUUUUUUCAUUUAAAUCAACACCUGUACUGAUCUUCAACCAUGUGCUCUGCUUUGAAUUGUACAAAGUAUCUAUGAAUAUUUUUACACUAAUUUUCAAGCAAAUGGAAGGUUCAUCAGAAAUCUUAGGGGUAUGGAAAGAAAAUGUUCUUAACGUCCUUACAGUUGGUUUUAAGUAAAUAUUAUUUUUUUGAAUAAUAGAACUUGGGGGGAGGGUGGGUGACACUUCCUAGACUUUAUUAUUGUUAAAAAAAACAAAACAAAACAAAACAUAAUCCUUUAUUAGAAAGAAUAUCAUCACCACCUAAUAAUGUUGGGAAUAUCCUUUAUCCAGAAGAAAGACUCAGAGCUGCUUUAAAUUUUUUCAUUGUAUGUGUAUAUGUAAAAAGUGUGGAUUACUAGAUUGUAAGCUCCUUGAGGGCAGGGAACAUCAUUCUUCUUUUUUUUAAUCCCCAAGCACUUAACAAAGUGCCUUGCACAUAGUAGGUAUUCAUUAAAUAUUUGUUGAAUGAAUGGGUGAAUUAUUAAGUAUCACCUUCAAGGUGAAGCAUAAUUCACUUUUUUCAGUGCUUUCAACACUACAAUUAAUGACUGGAAGAAGACUAAAGAGCCUCACAUUUCCAAUGGCUGAGCCAGACGUUUUUGAUUUACAGCCACACUGACAUUUGACCAAGAUGUGGAUUUGGCCAUAUUUAUUCCUGGAAAAGUACCUUGACACCUUAGUGUCCUAGGCUAUUUACUUAGAGGGGUGUUCUCUUGGACAGGGUUUGGAGUCAGGAAUAAAUACAGAAGGCACUACUUUUAUUGUUU